This is a messenger RNA of Meriones unguiculatus (Mongolian gerbil), 11353 nucleotides long. It is a transcript of the gene Senp1, whose product is annotated as SUMO specific peptidase 1. Gene Ontology annotation, molecular function: deSUMOylase activity. Gene Ontology annotation, biological process: protein desumoylation. Gene Ontology annotation, cellular component: nucleus. The record is from RefSeq and is a predicted model, not a curated record. Lineage: Eukaryota; Metazoa; Chordata; Mammalia; Rodentia; Muridae. The coding region runs from base 5254 to 7170 and encodes 638 amino acids. The transcript is spliced from 18 exons.
AAACUGGGGGAGGGGUGAGGAUGGAGGGAGACUGGGCCGGGAGGCUGUGUCGGACCGGGCCGGCUCGCCUCCUCCGGGCCGAACCGAAGGGAAGACCGCGGUGGGGACAGUGCUGUUUCUUCCGCCCCGCCCCCUGGGACCACCUCCACUCCCCCCUGCUGUCCGGUGGCGGCUGUCUAACCCGGGGCUGGUAGUUGGGCUUCCUGAGGCCGUCCCUUCAGGCGUCUGUCUCCUGACCCACGGAGAAGCCAUCUCCUUGCGGUCACGGCAGGCCCUUCUCAGCGCCCAGCUCUACUUUCCCAAAGAGAAAAAGGCCGGUUGGGAUUCCGUGAGUUUCCCGCCAGAGCAGGGUCCUUUGGAGGGAGAGCUCGGUUCGCCAAGGAAGUUGAGCUUUCAAUCCCACCUGCUUCACCUCUUGUCUUCCUUGAGACCUGAGUGAUACUUCUUGGCUACUUCUGUGCCCCACGUCCACAAACCUCCAACUCUUUUACCCUGUGCUAUUUCCCUGAGAUGUGAUAUCGCUGGUGCCACCACCAGAGAGAAACGUCUGGACCCUUCUGCACAGGUUAUGAAAACCCCCUUAACUGCCACAGUUUUCUUACCUGGCUCAUCGCCUCUUGGUAAUUGCCUUGAACCUUUUCUUCGUGUACCCUAACGUGAUCUUUCUGGAUAUGUGCUGGGUUUCCCUUGUCCUAAGCUUGGUGAUUUCUGUUUUAUCAGUACCUCUACAGUUUUUCUGUUAUCUUGUUGGCAAUAACUCUCUCUUUUAUCACGUUUAAGUCACACUUGUUAAAAUUAUUUCGUUCAUGUGGCGUACUUGCUGUGUUUGGAGUGGUGGUGAUUCUUGUAAAAAUUUGUAUAGUCCUUUUAUAGGCUAUCAACUAUUUGACUUAGGGGUUUUCGCUGUAAUCGGAAAUUCUGGAUGAAGUGGACAUGUAUAGAUAUUCCUCAUAGAGAUAAUUUGUAUUCAGGACUCUCAGUGACAUGUGGAUUACUGCCUUUGAGGUUACAGUGACACCUUAGUAAAUGACUUUAACCUUGCCAUUAAAUUACCUGUCCCUCAGUCCCUUUUAAAGAGCUUCAUUCAUUUUUCCUGGUUUCAGUUAAUUAUCUGAACUGGUGAAUAUCUUCUCGUACAUCUGAUGAAUUAAAUCUAGAGAGGGAAUGAAUGAGUGUACAGACAGGCUCUGCCACUUGUGGCUAGGUGAUGUAAUUUUUAAUUUUUAUUCUUCCCCCGACUGCUCUUGCUCCUACCAGUUGUACCAGUUUUGCUAGAUCUGUGAAUAGAUCUGGCUUGCUCUUCUAGCCCAAGAACUUAUAAAAGGCAAAGCCUAGGUCUGCUUAUUUUUGUAUCCCACUUAUUAUGUAUAUACACUUAGUAUAAUAAAUGUAUGCAUGAAGGAAGUUAAAUACUGUUUGAAGCUAUAGCAUGUUAAGGUGCUAAAGGGGGAAGAGUUCACAUAUGAAAGUACUGUGGUGGGCGGCCUGAACGAUGAUGAUGUAGUAUAAACUAUAACAUAUGCAGAAUUGUUUUCCAGAACUCAGAGUAGGGUUAUUACAUGAUCAUUUCCAUAUGGUGGUUCUGACUAUUCAGUUCUAUAGACUGACUUCAUAUAGUAACUUCAUCAUUGUUCUAAACAUUAAUUUUUGUAAUCAUCUCUUCCAAAGUGUAUAGACAUACAGAUGAUUUACCACUUUAGAUUUUGUUGCAGUCAGGACUUCAUCUUUUCUCCCCCAGAUUUCCCCUUCACUUGUGUUCAGCUACUAACUUGAUUCACAUUAGUGUCUAGAUGCUUAUUAAUAUUCCUUCUGUAAAUUAAGUUAACACUGUGUACUAGGGAUGAAUUAUUAGAAUGAUUUUUUUUUUUUUUCUCUGUGUAACCUUGGCUGUCCUGGAACUCACUCUGUAGACCAGGCUAGCCUUGAACUCACAAGAAAUCUUCCUUGCCUCUGCCACUCAAGUCCUGGGACCAAAGGUGUGUGACACCAUCUCUACCCAGCAAGAAAGAAAUUCUUUCUUUUUUCUUUUUGAGACAGGGUUCUCUGUGUAACAGUCCUAGCUGUUCUGGACUCACUUUGUAAACCAAACCAAGCUGGUUUUGAACUUACAGGGAUCUGCCUGUUACUGCCUCUUGAAUGCUGGACUUAAAGGUGUGCACCAUUAUGUCCUUUGAAAUAUUUUCUUAAAAGAAAAAAAAAAUGUCAUCCUUGCUAGAAUUUGAUGGCAUCUAAGGACUUCGUAUAGAAUCUUGAUUUGUUGUCUUUGAUGUUGUGGUUUGUUUUUUAAGUCUCUUCUUGCAUCAUUGCUAAAGAAGGUUCUAGACACAUACCAAAGAAGCAGGAUAUAUUGGUAUUAAGGUAUAAAUAUGGAGCUUUAAUCAUCUAAAAAUGUAUGAGCUAGGGUAGAUAACCCAAAGCUAGUUGGAGGUUAUUUUUCAGUGGCCUGGGUGAAUCUUUGGACAAGGGUGUUCGAGGGAUGUGAAGCUGUGUUUGGGAGGUGCACUUCCUGAGAGAUUCUUGGGUCCUUCCUUUUUACCCAUCUGUGUGAUUUUAUGCAAGUCAUUUAACUUUGUGAAUUAACUGAAUUUCUAGCUUGUUUUCCCCUUUCACAUCUCUAAAAUGAAAAAGAAAUUAAGUGGGAUUAUUCUACUGGAUACUGAAUUUUUUUUUUUUUUUUGAGAGAAAGAUACUUGCUAUAUAAUCCAGAGUGGCCUCAAACUCAGAAUAUUUCUACCUCCCAGGUUGUAUUAGACUUUUAAGUUGGCAUUUUUCUUUUUUAAAAAGGUGGGCUAAUAACAAUUAGAAAGUGAUUUUGGUUGCUAGGAUAUUUUUUCCCCCACCGUAAUCUGGACCCUAAAGAAUUCUACGCUAGGGCAGGAGGAGUAGCUCAGUGGUUAAGAGCUGUGACAUCUCUUCCAGAGGACCCAGGUUCAGCUCCCUCCAUCCACAUCUCACAGCCAUCUGUAGCUCCAGUUCCAGGGGAUCUGAUGCUCUCUUUUGAGCUCUACAAACACUGGGCAUUCACAUGGUGCACAGAUACACAUUCAGGCAAAAUACACAUGAAGUAAAAUAAAGAAAUAUUGAAAAAAAUAAAGAAUUCUACCCUAUUGAAGAAAGGGAAAGAAGAGCCUAGAGAAAUUCUAGAGAGAAGCCAGUUGCCAAAUUAGCAUUUAGAAAUGUAUUUGAAACCUAAACCCUUUGUGGGUCUUUCCUGGCAGCCUGAAUGCUCUGCUCACUCAAGCAGCAUUCCUUCUGGUGUACUCUGUUACUGUGCCAAUUGAGAAUGCCUGUUGACAUCACAUAGUUUCCUGAAUACUUUGAGGACUCAAGAUGGCUGUGGAUUUGAUAAUCAAGUAUGCAGUCUCCUUAAACUAUGGCGCUAAAGCAGUUAUUUUCCAAGCAGUUAGGGUUUUAACAACCCCCAACCCUUUUCUGGGGAAAUAUACUCUCUGUAAUUUCACUUUCUCCAGUUUUGGUUGCAGUCAGCUAUAAUUAGAAGAUAAAUGGAAAGUUCUAUAUUUUGAGACAGAUGACAGUCUUACGAAUACACGCACACAGGUGUGUCUCACUAUGUAGCUGUAGGUGGCAUAGAACUCACUAUGUAGAUCAGGCUGGCCUCCAACUCACAACAAUCUAUCUACUUCUGCCUCCCAAAUCAUUCUGUUUUUAUUACUGUUGUUAAUCUCUUGUUCUAAUUCAUGAGUUAGACUUUCUUAGAUAUAUAUGUACAGGAAAUGUGUGUGUCAAUAUAAUCCAGUACCACAUGUUUCAGACAUACUGGAAGCCUUGGAACAUAUCUCCUGUGUGAGGGGGACUUAUAUAUAGAUUAAAGGAGCUUUGGUUUAAGCAGGUUUGGUUUGGUUUGGUUCAGUUGCUUGGUUUGGCACUAAGGAUUGCGUAAAGGACCUUGUACAUACUAUGCCAAGAUUUUCCAACCCCCUUUUCAGCAGUUUGGUGGAUAAUGGUGGGGAGUAUGGGGUGCCUUGUACAACUGAAAGUAUUCUUUGAUUGUAUUUAAUAAAUUUUGUAGAGGAAUUUUAAUCCAGCAACAUGUCUGCUCUGGCAAGGGAUCACAUCCAAAGACCUAGGUCGGUCUGAUCUGGCUGGAAUCCAGGCAUACCCUUAAUAUACACAUUUAAUCCCUCUUACUGGAAUACAGACAUGCCUUUAGUGCACACUUUUAAUCCCAAACAAUAACAUAAUUGAGGGACAGACAAAGUUACAAAUCAGAGAAAGAUUUGACAGAAUGUAUCAGUGAUAGGAUAGCUUAACUCUCAUGAGAACAAACAGGAAGGAGAAGCUACUUAAGAGCAGUGCAGACAGAAAGAACAUGUUUCAUGGAGACAAUACAGUAGAGUUGAGGAGUACAGUACAGUUUGGUGUAGCUGAGUUUGUGGAAUUCAGAGGCAGUUUUCAUAUGUCUGUUCUGGCUCCCAAAUAAUGGCAUGGAGACUUAUUACAUUUAUUAAUAAGCUUUAAGCACUAUAGCUGGGCAGAUACUGACCUAUUCCAACCUGUCUGUGUUGCCCUGACCUGCUUCCCAGCCAUGUGCCCCAUUACCUGCCAUCUUAGUCUUAUCCUGGGUGCUCCUGUUCCGUCUUUUUCUUCAUAGCCUCCUUCCCAUGCUGAUCUUCCCCCUCUCUCCCACCUUCUACCUGAGACCCUCCGCAUGGGAUCGCAAGUCCUGCCUCAACUCUCCUGCCCAGUUAUCAGCUGUUCAGCUCUUUAUUAACCAAUCAGAGGUGAUGGAGAACACUUUUUUUUCCUCCAAGACAGGGUUUCUCUGUGUACUGCGUAGCCUUGGCCUGGACUUACUUUGUAGACCAGGUUGGCCUUGAACUCACAGAGAUUCCCCUUGCCUCUGCUUUCCCAAGUGGUGGCAUUGCAGGCAUAUACCACCACCAUGGCUGCCUUGCGUGGAAAGCAUUUUUUUACACAACGUAAAGCAGAAGAUGCUUCAGUAAUGACAGUGCUCUGUUCGACUGCAACCAGGCCUCUGGGCACAGAGAUCAGCAUCUGAGCACAGAGCACAAACCAUCCCCCAACAGAGCAAGUCAGUGAGAAAUGGAGAGAAGCCAGCUUGAAUCAUCGGCUUCAAGAGGAGUUCUGAACCAGAACAACUGAGUUUAACCAGCCAGCCAGAGUUCAGAAAGAACUAGAAAGGGAUUUUGUAUCUUUGCUAAAGCCAGUGAUGUGUCUUCUUUUAUAGGAUUUUGUAUCUUUGCUAAAGCCAGUGAUGUGAAAAGACCUGAAAUGGAUGACACUGCUGAUGGGGUGAAGAUGGAUGCUGGAGAAGUGACCUUAGUGAACCACAACUCCACUUUCAAAACCCACCUCCUGCCACAGGCAGGUUUUCCGAAGAACCAGCUUUCUGAACAGCAGAUCUUGCCCUUCAGGCAGGGGACUUCAGACAGACCUUUCACGUGUUCUACAAGAAGUGCAGCUUAUAAUCCAGAUUAUUACUCAGAUAACCCUUCCUCAGACAGUUUCCUUGGCUCAGGUGACCUAAGAUCCUUUGGUCAAAGUGCAAAUGGACAGUGGAGAAAUUCCACUCCAGCGUCAGUGUCAACGUUACAAAAACCAAGAAAUAGCCGAAGUCUUUACUUUGAAACCCGAAAGACCUCAAGUGGAUUACCAAACAGCUUUGCAGGAAAGUCAAACCAUCACUGCCAUGUGUCUGCAUAUGAAAAGUCAUUUCCCAUUAAGCCUGCCCCAAGUCCGUCCUGGAGUGGCUCAUGCCGGCGAAGUCUGUUAAGCCCUAAGAAAAUUCAGAGGCGACAUUUCAGCACAGCAGAAGAGACAGUUCAAGAAGAAGAAAAAGAGAUCUACAGACAGUUGCUGCAGAUGGUCACAGGGAAACAGUUCUCUGUAGCCAAGCCCACCACACAUUUUCCCUUACACCUGUCUCGGUGUCUUAGUUCCAAUAAGGACUCUUUAAAAGACUCGCUGUUGAGAAAUGGAAGCUCUUGUGCCUCUCAUGUCAUUGGCUCUGAUACUUCAUCCUCUGGAUCUGUCAGCAUUUUACCUGCACAGGAGCAUUUGUCCCACACUGCACAUUCCCUGUCACCUGGUACCCCAGAUGUUUCGUUUGCAUCCAAAGACUCUGAUUCUCACCAUCACCUCUCUGCUUCUCAUCAGCCAGAUAAUGUACCAGCAUCAACUACACAAUCUGAAGGAUCAGACUCUGUGAUUUUACUCAAAGUAAAAGAACCUCAGAUUCCACCUUCCAGCCCUAUUUUCUUCCAGGCAGAGCUGUGGAUCAAAGAAUUAACUAGUGUUUAUGAUUCUCGAGCUCGGGAAAGAUUGCGCCAGAUUGAAGAACAGAAGGCACUGGCCCUGCGGCUUCAAAACCAGAGACUGCAGGAACAGGAGCAUGCGGUACUUGAUUCUGUAGAACUGCACCUUCGUGUACCUCUUGAAAAGGAGAUUCCUGUAACAGCUGUCCAAGAAACCAGGAAAAAAAGUCAUGAAAUAACUGAUAGUGAAAAUGAAUUUCCUGAAAUUACAGAGGAAAUGGAGAAAGAAAUAAAGAAUGUUUUCCGUAAUGGUAACCAAGAUGAAGUCCUCAGCGAAGCGUUCCGCCUGACCAUUACACGCAAAGAUAUUCAAACUCUAAACCAUCUGAAUUGGCUCAAUGAUGAGAUCAUCAAUUUCUACAUGAAUAUGCUAAUGGAACGCAGUAAAGAGAAGGGAUUUCCAAGUGUACAUGCAUUUAAUACCUUUUUCUUCACUAAGUUAAAAACGGCUGGUUAUCAGGCGGUAAAACGGUGGACAAAGAAAGUGGAUAUAUUUUCUGUUGACAUUCUUCUGGUGCCCAUUCACUUGGGUGUACACUGGUGUCUAGCUGUUGUAGACUUCAGAAAGAAGAGCAUCACCUACUACGAUUCUAUGGGCGGAAUUAACAAUGAAGCCUGCAGGAUCCUCUUGCAAUACCUAAAGCAAGAAAGUGUCGACAAGAAAAGGAAAGAGUUUGACACCAAUGGCUGGCAGCUCUUCAGCAAGAAAAGCCAGGAAAUUCCACAGCAGAUGAAUGGAAGUGACUGUGGGAUGUUUGCUUGCAAAUAUGCUGACUGUAUUACCAAAGACAGACCAAUCAACUUCACACAGCAACACAUGCCGUAUUUCCGGAAGCGAAUGGUCUGGGAGAUCCUCCACCGGAAGCUGUUGUGAAGACUGUCUCAGUGAGCAGACAUCAGCAGUGUCGGAGACCAGCGCUUUGCCAUCGACAUCCAGAGACCUUGGAAACAGCUGCUCCUAACCCCCUGUUCCUGUACAGCCCUUGGUCCUGGACCAGACCAGGCGAGAUGCAUUCACAAGCACAUCUGCCUUUCCUUUUGUAUCUCAGAUACUAUUUUUGCAAAGAAACUUUGGUGCUGUGAAAGGGGUGAGGGACAUCCCUACGCUGAAGAAAGAGAGUGCUUUUCACUUCAGUUCUGCCAUCUUGUUUUCAAAGGGCUCCAGCCUCACUGAGUCCCUAACUAGGAGCCCAAGGGAAACUCGGAAGAAUCUUGGUUUCAUAUAAACUCUUGUUGCUAGGCCUUACUGAGAAGUAGGAAAAAGAAAGGACAGCAGGAAGGGAUAAAAACCACCAGCAAGUAGACAAACACAUGAUUCCCAAGAUGCAGACUGGACACUGAGGCACAAGCUUGUGUCCCCUCCUCCAGAACCUUCCUGUUUAUGUGCCCCGGUUUGAAAAUGAACUGCUUUUCCUCAGAGCUGUUUUCUCACUGGUACAGUCAUCCCAUCCUGAACGCACUGCACAAGCCCUGGCAGACCCUAAAGUUGAAAGCAGUCCUUUGUGCCAGUGUGCACGUGCUGUGGGAGGACCCACCCGCAAGUGCUGAACGCAGCAACAAGGCCCCAGCUUCACUGUUGCCUGCUUCUGACUAAGAAGAAAGACCUUGGCCUUUAGCAUCAAACACCAGAGUUGGAUGAAUACAGAUCUAGUUGGUCUGUGGCUAGUUAGUUUAAAUAUGUUUCUAACCACAGAGAAUUUUAUAUACAUAUAUAUCUAUAUGUGUGUAUACAUACAUAGUACACACACACAAUGUGAAAUAUAUAUUUCACAGGGAUAUGCUUUUAAAAGAGAAAGAGACUGAAUGUGUUCACCAUUUAGUCUGCAGGUUUAUUUUCAUCUUUCAAAUCCCAGCACACAGUGAUCCCAAUAAGCCCUGUGUACUGGGCAUCUGUAGACUUCCUAAGAAUAUUUUGAGACCUGGAUGAAUCUGGUUUAGGAGUAAAGGUUAUCAAGGGAAAUGAUGGUGUCAGCUGAAAAAUGGGUGGAGCUUGGACUGAUCAACUUUAGACUGAUAAACUGCUAGUUCUUUUGUUCUUUCUAGCAUCUCUCCCACCCUCCCAGAGCUCCUAAGGUUUAGAUGGUGAGAUGACCCAAUGCCAGUGUCAUUUUGUACUUAAGUUCCAAGGCAGGAACAUUUUAUACUUUUUCUGUAUUGUAAUAGGUAGUUUUAUAUAAAAUCUUUUCUCUUCUUCCCUCUUCCCCUUGUACCCCAUCCCUUCCAGCAUUGUGCUUUCUCCUUGGGCUUAUUUGAAAAUUUUACUCUGUUUUAUACCAGGCUUGUUUAGUAUACAUUUUUCUAUGUUUUACCACAAGUUACAAUUUGAAAACAACUAUUUUUUUUAAUAUUCCAUUGUUAAACUGAAUGUGACCGUGUCCACUCCAGCAACCAUGUCCUCCCUCUUCCCUUUCUCCCUGCAUGUUGGAGGAUGAGACCCCUUUGUACAUUUGUUUCUUUCUUGCUGCUUCUCCUCUUUCCUCGCUUUUUCUUUUGAUUUUCCAUAGGAAAUAAAUAGCUUUCUCUCUAUGAGUUGCUGGGAACUUUUACACUCUCCUUUAGAAAACUGUGGCAUGCAGACUCACAGUAGGACUCCUAGAAUAUCAUCCGAUUCUUGGUACUUACUAUAUUUAAGUGACAGCUUACACUGCGGCAGUUUAGGCUGUUAAUCUAAAGACAUGCUUUAGCUUUUCAGGCUUUUUUUUUUUUUUUUUUUUUUUUUCCACUAUUAUCUGGGGCUCACCACAAGAUAGUUUUCUGUGUUUAUUGUUUGUUCCUUUACACAGUAUCUGUUUUAUUUUUCUCAGAGACUUUUUGUAUGGACCAAAGCAACUAAUAUUUAUUGUCAUGUAUAGCAGAAUAUGAGACAUGCAACAAAAGCACUUUGCAAAUUAAAUAUAGAAUUAUUGAGCUGUCUGAAGCUGGCUCCCUUCUCCAGUGCAGUUUAAAUGUUUCAGGUAAAAGCUAGUGAUCCUAAGGCUACUGUGUCUCCCUAGAGGGUCAGGCUGUGGCAGGAUAGCUUAAUGGGAACCAAAUGCAGACUUUAUAGUAGGCCAUUCCUAGAGAGCCGGCCAGCAGGAGCAGGACAAGUAUCUGGAAACUUCCUUAAUUCAAGAGUGAGCUUUGAUGACCAAGACUGAGGAUGUUUCUGUAUUUCAUGGACAAGAGUAUGCUACCGGUGUCUUGUUCAAGUUGUUUUAAACGAAAUACGCCUAUUUUUUUCCUUCUUUGUCUCUUUUUUUCUGUGUUCAAUACCCAUCUCCCCUCCCUUACAAAAGAAAUAUUUGAAGGAUGAUAAGCAUUACAUGGCAGUUAUAUACUCCUCAACAAAAACCCAUAAUCCCAGCAGUCAUCCCUGGACUGUGUGCAGAGAAAAGAAGACUGUUUCUGCCUUUUGAGAACAUGUGCUGUGGUGUGUGGAAGCUAAUCCGGUCGAUCACUUGAGACUCACUGUGGCUCCCAGGAGUCCUGUGUUGGGUUCGGUGUAGUUACUUUCCAUCAUAAGGCCUAGCAACUUGCUGUCAGUUCAGUCUCCUAUGGGUGACAAGCACGUCCUUCUAUUCUUAGCCAGUGUAGUCAUAGUAGUCUCUCCUGCUCACUGCCCUCAGCACUGCUGGCUUUAGUGUUUAAUGGUUCAAGGGCACAGCAGAUAACCUGGCACCCAUCCAUCUCACAGCCUGCCCAUCAUCACCACCCACUUUCACACAGCCCAUGCUACGAUCGAUCACUAGAUUAAGAAGGAGAGGGUUCAUUAAAGAGCUCCUUUGUUUUUAAAUCUUAACCUCCCAUCUUUCAAAAAACAUCAGAGUGAAAAGUGACUAACACUUGAUUGCUUCAUUUUGUUUUUCCUUGCUCUGUCUGCAUGGCCAGUUGCCAGGUGUAGUAAGAUACUUAAAGUUGAAGGUCAGUAUCAACACGGGCUUGGUGGCAGCAUCAAGGCUACACGAGAACCUUGCUGCAUCCAGCGUACCUAGGUGCAGGCCUUGUUCCUUCUGAGCUGAGGAACAGCCAUCCAUUAUUUGACUGCUAAGGACGGCCUUAUCCGUGAGGGCCAGCUGCUCGGUAAGGCAAAUGGGAGAGAGGCGCCCAAGAGCGCGGGCUCCGUUCUGCCCGGGCGCCCUCAUUCAGUACAGUCUUCUUAAGUGUGGACGCCCAGGUCUGCUUUAAAGCCCUCCCCGGCCUCACUAUCUGAAACGCUUGUCGGACUUGUGUAGUCCUAAUAAGGGAAUGGCCUAACUUACCCCUGCUGGUCUUGUCAUCUGCCUUUCUCAGCGGGGCGGGCCAGAGCAUGCAACCAACUGCCAAGGCCAGGAGAAUGGAUUGGUAGUUUGCUCUAGCCAGGAGCGCAGGCUUCUGUGCUCUAUUCUGUCAAGGAUGCACUGGGGCUCAUUCUCUGGAACUUUUCUUUAGAAUACUAGUGUUGUGAGGGUGUGAGGAAGGGUUGGCUCCUCAUCGUAACUUCCAAAUGCUGUAGCCCCAGAGCGUUCCCUCUGCUCUCCAACAGUGCUGCGCUCGGCCUUCAACAAAAGCACUUCAUUAGUUCAGCAUGCUGCCCUCUGGGGUUCUCGGGCUCUACCCCACAAGGCUCAUCAGAGCAUCUUCUUAACCCUGUAGGUAGGUUCCUCUUCCAUCCUGUGUAUUGACAAGGAUACCCCUUGCAUAUUCAGACGAUGGGUCCCUUUCUCUUUGUCUUGCCCUCUAAAGGCACUUGCCUUACCUGAAACUCACUGGGUAUUUUAUAAGUGUGAGGCCAAGCACUGAACUUAGGGGUCCUGGCGGGUGAGAAAAGAUAGUUUCACAAAGGAAAUAAAAGCCACCUUGUCCUCAGGGUCUUCGAGUCUGUAAGUUUAUAGUUUGCCUGAUCCAGGAGGCUAAGCAAACACAAAUAUACCUUGUGGAGAAUACAGGCUUAUUAGCUGAAGUGGAGGAAAGGAUGGAGGUAGAUGUGUCAGGGAUGGUGUUGCCUUUAUCUGUAUAUGUGACUCCUAGGGUUUUUUUGUUGUUUUUUUUUAAUUGAUUUAUUUAAAAUAAAUUCUGUGGAUUUUGCUUCUGUGCUCUGA